AUGAAGCCAUUUGGAUCAACUAUGAGGCCGGAACUUAUUUUCUACCGAGACAUGUCCGGUCCAAAACCAUCCAUAUUGCGAGCUAGCUACAAACCAAUCUCACAAGGUGUUAAGCGAGAACACUUCCUCCUCGUGUUCGACCCCGACUACAACACGGCUGUGCACUUGCAGCUCAUUAGUUGGGCCAACAACCCGCCCGACCAAGAGAGGAGAGCCAAUGAUCCUCCUAAUCCAGCAGAAGCUAGAGCUGACCAGCCAGCACCGGCCAGAGACGUUCCUCCACCCAAUCCGAACGCGCCCGAUGCAGCUGAGCCGCUACAGCCACCUCUUAACCCGCCGCGACCACCACCGGCGUUUGCAAAUGGACAUCAUCGUCACGGUGACAACCAAGGGAUGCCUCAAGACCAACCUCACGCACCUCCAAGGAGAGUGCCAAACGCGCAGCAUCCAAGGCACCAAACUAUGGGAGACUUUGAUUCUUCCGAUGCUUUCUUUAUGGAUCGGAAUCCAAUCCGACCGCCUCUACCUCCAAGGAACGAUUUUGAGAUCAAACCGCAGAUCAUUGCCUUGGUGAAGCAAAACCAAUUCCAUGGUUUGCCCACUGAGCAUCCUCUUGAUCACGUCGACACCUUUGAGGAGAUAUGUAGCACAACUCGUGUUAAUGGAGUAUCGCCGGAUUACUUCAAGUGCAAGCUAUUCACUUUUUCUCUAAGUGACAAGGCGCUAAGAUGGGUAAAAUCUUUACCACCUCAGUCCAUUACAACAUGGAAUGAAUACAAGGGAGCUUUCUUGAACCAAUUCUACACUAAGCAAAGAUCCAACUCUAUAAGGAGCAAGAUUUCUGGUUUCAAGCAAGAUUCAAUGGAGUCAUUCUAUGAAGCUUUGGAGAGAUUCAAGGAGUACACAAGAAGCUGCCCUAACCAUGGCUUUUCAGAAGGUAACCUUUGGAACAUCUUUUACAAUGGGAUUGAUCAUAAAUACAAGCUUUCUCUCGAUACCGCGAGCAAUGGUAAUUUCAUGACCAAGUCGGUGCCGGAGGCAAAGCUUUUGAUUGAGAAUCUCGCUGCUAGUGAUGCCAAUGCAUGCCCUGACUACAAUAGAAGCGUGAAGACCACGAGCUCAUCAGAAUCAGCUCAAAUCUCGGAGCUAAGGAACAUGGUCUCACAACUACUUAAAAGCCGACAAGGAGUUCACGCCAUUGAAGAUGCCCUAGCCACAAAUGAAGACACUCUUAUGGAUUUCAUGAGAGAUGGCACUGAAGAGAAUCUAGAGGAAGUCAACUACAUUGGAGGAAACUAUGGGAAUAGAGGAUUCAAUCCACCAUUUCGCGCGCAUCCAAACCUAUCAUACCGGAGCAACAAUGUGGAGAAUCCAAAUGACCAAGUCUACCCCAAUCAAGGAGCGUAUCAAGGAGGCCAAUACCAAUCCAAGCCACAACAAGUCUAUCCAAGAGGGAUGUACCAAGUGAAGCAACCAUUCACUUUUUCUCAAGAAACAAAUCCAACCCAAACCGGAGAGAAGGUUGACGUGGCCUUGAAGAAAUACAUGGAGGAGCAGAGAUUGAUCACCAAGAACCUAUAUGAGAAGCUUGAUCACAUGUUUUGA
Molecule: messenger RNA, 1605 nt
Organism: Microthlaspi erraticum
Lineage: Eukaryota; Viridiplantae; Streptophyta; Magnoliopsida; Brassicales; Brassicaceae
Source: the annotation of a GenBank genome assembly